AUGUCGACUACAAAAGCAUCAACUGAAAAUUACAUGGAAGACUUUGAUAGUCUAUUAUCUGCGUUAACCGCCGAAGAACUUGAUGCUUUGAAUAGUCUUGUUGAUCCUGAUGAUACAUAUUUACCAGCAGCAGAACGAUGCAAGAAUCAAACGAAUAAAACUGCAACUGGUCCGUAUGAAAGAGCACGUUUGUUAAACUUCCUUGAAGAACAAGGAAAGAGUGAAAAAGAUUGGGAACAUCAUAAAGAGUAUGUUCCGGGCGAAAAGAAAGGAAAAGUAUGGCAACCGCCAGAAACAGUCAAAUCGAAUACCGAGGACGAUGAUUUAUUGAUGACAACUGAAUGGGAUGAUGUCCUGACAAAUGCGAGUGAAACAGAAAUUGUCGAACUUGCUGCAAUUCUUGGUUUUACUGGUUUGAUAAAUCAAGUACAAUAUCACGCAGCGUUAACAACAAAUGCACCUACUUCCUCUGGUGGUUGGAAUGCUGCGGCUAAAGGUGAACAAUUGAAACUUGUUCCUCAUGAACCUGACAACACAACAGAUGUUGAAGAUUGUAUUAAAAAAGCAAACGCAAACGAUGGUGAAUUGAAACGUAUUAAUAUCAAUAAUAUUAGGGAAAUUCCUACUGAAACAAUGAAAGAAUUAUUAAACGCAUUGAAAACAAAUACAAAUGUUCAAGUCCUUGAAAUGUCUAACAUCGGAAUGCCCGAUAGUGUUGGAAAAGUUUUAGCCGAAUUAAUUGAAGCAAACUCAACGCUGAAAACGGUUAAUGGUGAAUCAAAUCGUCUUACUGGCUCCGUUGUUGCCGAAAUUGUUCGUGCAACAUUGAAACACCAGUCAUUAAUUGAAUUACGUUUAUCAAAUCAACGAUCACAAGUAUUAGGCAAUCGUGUGGAAAUGGAAAUAGCUGAUGCUGUAUCACAAAACAAUACAUUAUUACGUUUGAAUUUACAAUUUGAUACCGUUGGUCCACGUGUACGUGUCACUGAAAGAUUAAAACAAAAUUUAGAUGCUUUACGAAAGAAACGUAUUAAUGCAAAAUAA
Messenger RNA from Didymodactylos carnosus, 1044 nucleotides. The record is from the annotation of a GenBank genome assembly. NCBI's taxonomy places the organism in Eukaryota, Metazoa, Rotifera, Eurotatoria, Philodinida, Philodinidae.